Messenger RNA from Schizosaccharomyces japonicus yFS275, 1470 nucleotides. RefSeq names its product ribosome biogenesis protein Nop6. Bases 1 to 1470 code for a protein of 489 amino acids. NCBI's taxonomy places the organism in Eukaryota, Fungi, Ascomycota, Schizosaccharomycetes, Schizosaccharomycetales, Schizosaccharomycetaceae. Gene Ontology annotation, molecular function: RNA binding; nucleic acid binding. Gene Ontology annotation, cellular component: nucleolus. The record is from RefSeq and is a predicted model, not a curated record. The transcript is spliced from 4 exons.
AUGUCAAGCGAUAUAAAACGAAGAAGAGUGUUUAUUGGUGGUCUUUCUGAGACCAUUCGAGAAGAAGACUUGGUUCCACGGUUGCAGCGGUUUGGUCAAACAUCCAACUUCGAAAUCGUUGAGAAGAAACAACCAGUCGGAACAGUGCAUCGAUUUGCAUAUGUUGAUCUCGAGUCGACAGACGCCAAUUGGGUAAAGUGCAGAACUCAAUUGACAAACGUUGUCUUCCGAGGCUCCCGUUUAAAACUUGAAGAAGCAAAGAGUAAAUAUACGGAAAGAUUAAAAGAGGAUCAAAAGCGGAAUGAGUUUCUGCAAAGCAAAGAACGGGUUUCUUCUUCAAAUAAAAAGGAACCUUGCUUGACUCCACACGCGACUAUGACUUCCUAUGUUCCCAUCUUUCGAGGCAAGGAGGCCAAGGAUAUUUUGAACACAGUGACGGACAGCGAUGUUCGGAAAGCUACACCGAGAAAAGGUUGGAAGAAGGGACCGUAUGGACGUGCUAUUGCAUUGCUCCGAGUGUACAACAAGAAGACAAAACAGUACAAGCAUUUCUUUCCCCUUGGCAAGAACUGCCUGCAAAAGCUUUGGGGUCGUAUCGACCCGAAGCUGGACGACACAACGGCUUAUUUCGACGAGGAGAUGAAUUGCUAUCGAACAUACUCUGGAGAGUUUGUUUCACUUGCAGACGCUGUCAAUCGUCGUAACUACCAAAAACCCAGUCAACGUGAUCGCUCGCCUACGCCUGAUUUGGAAGUUGCAGGUGUGGAUGCUGUUGAGUACGAAGACGAAGCUGGCGGUGCAGCUGCUAUGCUUACCGAAGAACAAGUUUUGGCUCAACACAAACAGGAACACGAUACAAGUGCUGCGGUGUUAUCGGAACUGUUCGGUAGUGGCAGCAAUGUUGAAGAGUCUGUGUCUGACACACCCCGCGUGGUUUCGUUUGAAGAAGAGGAAUUUGCCCAAGAGUCCGCCGACUCUGUUUCUAACCCGUUGUCGCCUUCUGCUGGUCGUGUUCUUGAUGUCUCUACAGAAGGCCUUAAGGCUGUUGAGGUCGGCGAUCGUGUCAUCGCUGUCAAGGAGCAAUCUCUCACCAACUUGUUUAAACCUAGUGCGGAAGAGGCCGAGUCAUUCUCGCUGUUUGGAGGCAACGAUAUGGAUGUGGAAAUGGCCGAUGAAAUAGAAGAAGAAGAGAAAGACGAAGGCAAGGUCGAAAAGCAAAAACCGAUUGCAAGACCUAUUGUGCCCGUCAGUGCACCGGCAACAGUCUCCUCUAUGCCCAUGUUCUUUCCCACAGCACGUAUCCCCAUGGACGUGUUGCUUCCCGUUUCCAAGGAUUCACCGCUUCUUACCGACCAGGCCAUCCAGUCCUGGUGGUCGGCAAACCGGCUAACCUUGACUCGGGACUGGAAAAAGAAACGUAAAGACGCAUUGAAACGCCAGCGGAGAGCUCUUGAGAGAAAGAAAAUUUAA